AUUUAGACCAAGGUCCAAAGCAUCAAUUGUCGCCAUCCCUUCAAAUUAGGGUUCUUCACGUGUUUGUUUUUAAGGAUUCUCCAUUUAUUCCUUUUUUUCUUCAUCCUAAUCGUCGAUCGAAACCCUAACAUUUGUAGAAUUAGAUAACGAUGACGGGAAAAGCAAAGCCAAAGAAGCACACAGCGAAGGAAAUCGCUGCGAAGGUGGACGCAGCGACGACCAACAGAGGCGGUGGAAAGGCCGGAGUUGCUGAUCGCACCGGCCAGGUGAAAGGCGGUCAUGCUAAGUAUGAGUGCCCUCAUUGCAAGAUUACCGCACCGGAUGUUAAAACGAUGCAGGUUCAUCAUGAUGCUAAGCACCCUAAGAUUCCCUUUGAUGAAUCUAAAAUCAGCAACCUCCAUGCCAUCCUUGCACCUGUUGCUGAUACAUCGAAACCUCGCCCUGGUGUUCGUGGCAGCCUCAAGAAGAAUGAAAAGAUGCCUGAGAAGUGAAGGGGGGCAAAGAUAUCAACAAGAAAUGGUGGGGUUGCUUUUUCCAUUGGAACUCGGGAUUUGGGAGCAUCUCAUAUAUUGAUGGGCAUUCCACCAACUGAAAACACAAAAGGAGAGAACUGAAUCGCCUUCAUUUUUAUAGCUAAUGAAUCUUUUGUUUCAAGUCACGAUUAUUUUAAAACAGGAG
Molecule: messenger RNA, 678 nt
Organism: Lactuca virosa
Lineage: Eukaryota; Viridiplantae; Streptophyta; Magnoliopsida; Asterales; Asteraceae
Source: the annotation of a GenBank genome assembly